AUCAUUUGAGAAGCUUGACACGCUGGCUCGGUUUAGCCGUAUAACAUGCCAGCUUUAAGAUUGAUGCUCAAAGGAGAGCCAGAGUAUUUAAAUACUUAACUUGACGGAGAAAUAGUUGUUACGAUUAACAGAUUGGCAAACAGCCAAGUCAACCAACAUCUGGGCGCUGCACGCAACAGCACUGCCUUACUUUUAGUGCUGCUGCCUCUUGCUUUCCUUCCCAAGGAUCUAGACAGAUCUGGACACUACAUACCAUCCUUCCUCCUUCAUCACCCCAUGCUAUAUGUAUCUUCAACAAUAUCAUCUCGAUAUUCUUAAUCCGGCCUAGUGCGCUCUUUGUAUCCCUACGUCAGACAAUGGUCCUCGACCCUAUCCUUCCAGAUUCUAUUCGAAUUUGAAGAGCACAUAACGGUGAGAAUCUGAGUAGGACUCUCCGUUUAUCUUAUAUUUCCUUUGAGCCUUGUCCUAGUUGUACGUGUUGUGAGAUACCUCGAGCCAUCGCGCCAGUCCCCCAUUUCUUUUAUUACUUUCGUUUCUUUAAGCUUAGUCCGACGGACCGAACAAGCCGAUACUCCAAACCGCUUAUACCGAUAUUACUGCCUUCGCAACCUACUAUGGACACCCAACCGUCGUUCGGAACUGCCACUGGCAGUGACUAUUUCCGGCGACCUGAGCCACAACCUGAAUCGCAGCCUGCGCCGAGUCAGAAUGAAUCAAAGAAACAUGUUCGAAUGUGUUGGAUCUGUCAUGACGAAGUAGAACCGACUUAUGAAGAGACGGGUUUCUUAGAUGGCCUUCGUAAUCGACGGCCAAAAAGGCAUUAUGUUUCUGAGGAUGGAGGCCGCCUCAUCAAUCCGUGCCUCUGUAAAGGCAGUGUUAAAUACGUCCACGAAGAAUGCUUGAAACUCUGGAUGAACGAAAACCCCAAUGCUUGGAAAUGUGGUCGAUGCCAUUACCAGUAUAGGAUGGAACGAUUUACAUGGGCCCAACGGCUCCGGAGCCCACUCGUAGCUCUCGGGCUCACCAUUCUCAUCCUCCUCGUUACGAUAUUUUUACUUGGGUUUAUAGCCGACCCUCUCCUCAACUUGUGGCUUGAUCCUGUUGGUACUAUAGCAGAGUCGGUCACGACAGGUCACAUUAGUUUAGAUGACGAUAUUGAUAUACUAUCCGAGGAAUCGGGUUGGUUUGGUCAUUUCAUAAAAGGACUUUUCUCGCUGGGCCUACUUGGGUUUGUCAAGGCGUUCCUUGUUAUGAGUCCGUGGCAAUGGUGGAACUUGCGGACUAGUGGCAUCAUAGGUGGAGGAGGAGGUCGUCGCGCUGGAACAGGACGUGAGCGCAUGGAAAGUAUUAAUUUGGCUCUCGUCCUCAUUGGUGUCUUCACAUUCUUAUAUACGGUGUGGAAAGCUACACGAAAGUGGACUGAGAGGACUCUCGAUAGGGCGAGCCAGAGGAUUCUAAAUGUCCAGCGCGAUAAUAAUGAUAAUAGCGCCGACGAUAGCGACGACGAAGAUUAGUCUAUAUAGGAAGAGCUAUUAACAAUAUCUUGAUCCUUAUUCGUGUGCGCUGUACGAAGUAUACAAAUUGUUAAGUAAUUUGGUUAUCUUGACCCUAGCUAAGGGGCAUGGAUCGGGCAUACCCAGAGACAUCCCCUCAACUAGGAUAAAAUAUGACCUUGUAAUCAGACGGCCUAUCAUAUCAUAUCAUUUGGCAUUACAGACAUCUCUUGAUAUUCUUUAGGCAAUGUUAGAUCCCGGUAAUAGGAACGUGUAAAGUCUAAGAGCAACUUGUUGAAGGACUAAAAUGCAGGUGAGCGGGCCAUGUCACAUGAUUGUUAUAAGUCACGUGAUUGUAUAUAUAAAAUUUAAGAUACG
This is a messenger RNA of Daldinia vernicosa, 1871 nucleotides long. RefSeq lists its product as uncharacterized. The record is from RefSeq and is a predicted model, not a curated record. The coding region runs from base 615 to 1514 and encodes 299 amino acids. Lineage: Eukaryota; Fungi; Ascomycota; Sordariomycetes; Xylariales; Hypoxylaceae. The transcript has 2 exons. Gene Ontology annotation, molecular function: zinc ion binding.